GUCGAGUUCCUCGUCCCAUUCUCUCAUUCGACAACUUUGUACGAUGCCAGAAGCUCCGAUGACGCGUCCUCGCCUCUCGAUACCGUCGUUUUCGCUUCGUCGACGCCCGUCGCUCAGCACCAAGUACCGUCUCGGCCGCGUUCUCGGAACCGGCGGCUCGGCGAUCGUUCACGAAGCCGAGCAUCGCCGGUCUGGCGCCAAAGUUGCCAUCAAAGUGCUCACCAAUGCCGACGCCGCCGCAACCGCUGAGGCCGCGCUGCUUCAGUCGCUGGACCACCCCAACAUUGUCCGAUGCACUGAAUGUUUUGAGGCUACCGACGGCCCUUGUGUCGUGCUCGAGCUCCUGUCCGGUGGCGACCUAUUCAACCGGUUUCAGUACCAGCGGCGCUUUGCCGAAGACGACGUGCGUCAUGUGGUCUAUGGCGUCUUGAGCGCACUUGCCUACUGCCACGCGCGCAGCCUCGUGCACCGCGACAUCAAGCUCGAAAACAUCCUGUUUGACAACCACAAUACCGUCAAACUCGCCGACUUCGGAUUUGCCACAUAUGCACCCAGUGCGUUGACGCGGGCGUGCGGCACGCUCGGGUUUCUUGCGCCCGAAGUCGCCCACGCACAGCCGUAUGGGACGCCAGUUGACAUUUGGGCCACGGGCAUUGUCAUGUUUACGCUCGUGUUUGACCGCCUUCCGUUUGGCACGUCGUUCGAGACGCUGCACGGGCUCACUCAUGCGUCGACGGUCCCGUACCCGCCGCAAAAGAGCGGCCGGCUCUCGGCGAAUGCCCGCCGUGUCCUCGAGGCCAUGCUCACAGUCGACCCGGCCAAGCGCGCGACGGCGGCCGAGCUGCUGCAGGAUCCGUGGUUCCAACAUGGGCCAACGCCAUCGUGGCUGGCGUCACCGACAGCAGCGCCAAAGAAGCUCGGUUUUUGGGCCAAAUUGCGUCCUCGCUUUAUGGCCAAUGCCGCCUAGAUACACUGUAAUUUCUACAAUUAUUUACGCUA
This is a messenger RNA of Saprolegnia diclina VS20, 999 nucleotides long. Its product is annotated as CAMK protein kinase. Gene Ontology annotation, biological process: regulation of cytokinesis; mitotic spindle organization; protein phosphorylation. The coding region runs from base 44 to 967 and encodes 307 amino acids. Gene Ontology annotation, molecular function: protein kinase activity; ATP binding. Gene Ontology annotation, cellular component: spindle pole centrosome; spindle microtubule; chromosome passenger complex. The transcript has a single exon. NCBI's taxonomy places the organism in Eukaryota, Oomycota, Saprolegniomycetes, Saprolegniales, Saprolegniaceae. The record is from RefSeq and is a predicted model, not a curated record.